Pseudogymnoascus destructans is the source of this 2542-nucleotide messenger RNA. RefSeq lists its product as uncharacterized. Lineage: Eukaryota; Fungi; Ascomycota; Leotiomycetes; Thelebolales; Thelebolaceae. Bases 43 to 2394 code for a protein of 783 amino acids. Gene Ontology annotation, biological process: intra-Golgi vesicle-mediated transport. The record is from RefSeq and is a predicted model, not a curated record. The transcript has 3 exons. Gene Ontology annotation, cellular component: Golgi membrane.
CAGCUUGUGGACCCUCAGCCUUGCGACGCCGUUCCUUGGCGCAUGGCGAACAUCGUCGGCGGCACCACGUUCGCAAUCUCCCCAGCAACAAUCUCAUGCAUUACGGGAAAUAACAUUCAUCUGAGUAUAAGUACUUACAACUGGAAUCACCUACGUACAUUCGACAGGCUCUUACUAUCGUGGCUGGCGCACAAAACCAUGGCCGACGCCGAGGGUACCGGCCCAGGAGAGGCACAGCAACCCAACCAAGCGCCAGAACCGACGAAGGCAGCUUCUGGCCAGGCGCCACUUGGAGAUGAAAACAAAUUCCAGCAAGCCAUUUCAGCAUGGAGGAAGAUUGACCUGACAACCUUGGUCCCCACACUCGACAAUACAGCUUCAGAGAUUAUCACAUACCAGCGCGAUUCGACGGUUCAACGAAAAGACCUGGCGCAGAAGACCAAAGACUUUAGGAAGCUCGAUGAUUCGGCUAAGCUGGGUGAAUUCAAAGGGUUGUUGAAAGCAUAUCAAACAUUCAUCGACCUCCUCACGAAUCACUCGAAAUCUACUAAUUCGGCAUUUUUGCAAAUUUACUCGUCCCUGUCGGAAGCGCCAGAUCCAUACCCGCUGCUAGAGGCUUCCGUCGACUCUCUCCUACUCUCAGAGGACACCUUGCCCAAGAUCACAUCGGAGAAUGAGCAUCUCCAGAAGAACGUCACCAAGCUAUCUUCUCAGCUGGAGGAGGCAGAAUCACGGCUAGAGAGUGAACGCAAUUCCAAGAAGACGCUGGAGGAGAAGUUGGACACAAAGGUUAAGGAGGUUGAAGUUUCGUGGGCUGCGGUACUGGAAGAGAAGAAGGAUAACUGGGAGGCCAAGGAGAAGGCGCUGGAGGAGAAGGUGCAAAAUCAAGAGCGCUUGCUGAAGGAGAUUAAGGCUACGUACGAGGUCUCGCAGAGACUUGGACAAGGCGAAGAUGGCGAGGAGGGUCAAGGUCAUGUCACCAAUGCUGAAUUGGAGAUCGUAAACUCCGAUUUGGAGCGCACAAGCCUUCGCCUGGCCGAGGUAGAGGCGCGGAACGAGCAGCUUCGCAUCGAACUGGCCCAAACAGCGUCGUCAACACCAAGUCAGCCUGCUCUUGUCGUUGAGGACGAACCCGCUUAUAUCCGCCUUCGAUCCGAAAACUCGUCUCUGUUGAGCAAGCUUGAUGCCGCAAGGAUUGAAAGAGACUCCAAGAAGCGAGACCUGGAUGUGAAACUACGCUCUCUCGAAAGAGAGAUUGGCCUGCUCAAGGAGGACAGGGAUACUCUGAGGGAGAAGGUGAAGAAAUGGAACGAUUACGACGAGGUAAAGCAGGAGCUCGAGGUGUUGAAGAGCAUUGAGUUUUCGACUGGUGACGACGACGACGAGACCGUUGAGACUACCAACGGCGGUGAUUCGGCUUCUAAGUCAAAGGGUGCUACGUUGGAACAGCUCCUAUUGGCGCGCAAUAAGAAGCUCGGUGACGAAUUAACAAUCUUGAGAGUCUCACAUCAAGACCUCCAGAGCCGUCUCCAAACCAUGCAAAGAGAGCUGGAUAGCGCUACUGCCGAUCUUGAGACUGCACAGAAUCUCAAUGCUACUUUGGAGAAUGACCUCGCAACGGUCCAACAAGAGUCCUCCAAUGCGUUCCCAUCCGGCGCUUCGGUGGCCGGAACAUAUAAAUCACAUUACCCUCAAUCCCACGCCCCUUCCGCCUUCCAAAGCCGUCGUGGCCGUGUCUCACCGACAUCGUCCAUUAUAUCCGGUUUGGAUCCUCGCUCCUCAAUUACCGAAUUAUCGGGCGGCUCGGGCAUCCUCCCGAUGGUAACUGCGCAACGAGACCGCUUCAAGAAGCUCAACUCUCAGCUCUCAAACGAGGUCUCAGAAGCGCACAGGACCGUCACAUCCCUGCGCUCCGAGAUCGCCUCCCUCCAGAAGGACAACCUCAACCUCUACGAGAAGACGCGCUACAUCUCCUCGUACAACCGCACCGGUUCCUCUGCCGUCUCGAACGCCCCCCAGCAGUCCACCGUCCCCUUCUCCCCCUCUUCGCCACAGGGCGAUACGCUCGGACGCUACCGCUCAGCGUAUGAGUCCAAUAUCAGUCCCUUUGCGCAGUUCCGGGGCCGCGAGAGCGCGCGCGCGUAUAAGCGUAUGAGCCUACCCGAACGAGUCGUGUUCAGCAUCACGCGUAUGGUGCUGUCCACGCGGACGAGCCGGAAUAUGUUUGCGGCGUACUGCGUGGCGUUGCAUAUGUUGGUAUUUCUAAGUCUGUAUUGGGCAGGAUUAGGGGGUGGGUCGUCGUCGACAGUGUCGACGGUGACGGUGGGUGGGCUGGGGGCAGCAGGCAAACUGGCGGAAGAAGGGCAGGACAAGGCGUGGGAGAUGGAUGAGUAGGUGUAUUGAUAUAUUAUUUUCACUGGUGGCGUUGGCAUGCAGGCGAGACGGGCGACAGCCGUCGUGAAGGAGAGCAUUGAUGCGUAUUAGCUAGUCGAGAUAUAUUUGUAUAAUACUCUCUAAUACCACAUUCAUGGAGGCAGAUAUU